Portunus trituberculatus (swimming crab) is the source of this 3907-nucleotide messenger RNA. Its product is annotated as neprilysin-3-like. The transcript has 21 exons. Lineage: Eukaryota; Metazoa; Arthropoda; Malacostraca; Decapoda; Portunidae. The record is from RefSeq and is a predicted model, not a curated record. The coding region runs from base 500 to 3067 and encodes 855 amino acids. Gene Ontology annotation, biological process: protein processing. Gene Ontology annotation, molecular function: metalloendopeptidase activity. Gene Ontology annotation, cellular component: plasma membrane.
CGACCGUUCAGUUUGAUGUUUGGUACUGUGGAGUGAAGAAGCGGCGCCAUGUGUGUUGUGGGGCCAGAACCGUAACUUUACCACGAGUCAAAACCAACAACAAAUAAGGAUAAGAAGCGAAGGACACGAUGGAGGACACCCAAAUCACCAUAAACAGCGACCCAGCGAAUCCUACGAAGCUGGGAGAGGAGUCCUGCGCAUCCCUGAGGAGCAUAGGAGGUCCACAAAGACGAAGAGGAUCCCUGGCCAGCGUCACUCUUACGUUGGGCGCUGCUAUGGUAAUUCUAGUUGGUGCUAUUGGCUUCCUCUCCCUCGUCUUCGCUGCGUCACGAGUACCCAGCCAGUCACAGAGGGAGAAGGUCGUGACGUCACAGGAGAAGGGCCAAUCGGAAACGCUGCAUAUUGAGAAGCGAGAGGCCCCGGUGCAGCAGGGGAAUGUCCUGAGGAUCUCUGCCUGACGAAGGAGUGUGUUCAUGUCGCCUCCAGCCUCCUCAAGUUUAUGGAUGAGACUGUGGACCCCUGUGACGACUUCUACAGGUACGCGUGUGGAGGAUGGAUAAGGGAGAAUGAACAUCAAGUGGUGAGAGAAAACUUCGGCUACAGUUUUGUCUUCAACGUUCUCUCAGACAGCAUCGACACGACUCUUAAAGAGCUGCUAAGAACGGGCGGGAACGUGCCAGAGGAGCUUUUACAGACAAAACCUUACGAGGAUCUGUUUCUUUUCCACGAGAGAUGCAGAGAAGUGGAGGGAAGCACGCAGGAUAUGUCGCCAGCACACGACGCCUUACGAACACUGGACAAGUUUCAAGUCGGCAAGCCCUUUGACUCCUCCAAGUGGGAUCUGACUAGCGCCCUCCUGCAACUCCUUCAGAUUAACGGCGCCCCAGUUUUUGAUAUCGUUGUGGAUUCUGAUGUGAAGGAAGUAGGGAAGUUUUCAAUAGUGAUCACCUCCCCACGUAACUUCGGCCUCAUCUCCCGCCUCGUCAGACACCCGCUUCAACGCAGGAGUAAAAAAAAUCUCCAUAAGUUCGUGAGGGAGAGAGGGCGACGAAUGCUCUUUGGUAAUAAGGACGAGGCGGCGGCGGUGCGGGAGGCAUUGGCUAAGCAUGGACCAGUGUUAAGAGCUGGCAGAGACACACACACUCGCCACGCCCUUCAAAGAGACGCUGUGGGCAAUCUUGUGUCUGUUGGAGACCUGAAGGAGGAGGAGGACACCACUACAACCACAUUUGAAUCCUCCUCCACCUCCUCCUCCACCUCCUCCACUUCCACCACCACCACCAUUCCACUUACUACAACCUCCCAAGCAACUACCACUGCUACUACAACGGGUCUGCCCUCCACUACCUCCACCACCACCACUACCACUACCACCACCACCAUCACUACCAACACCACAACAAAAGAGGAAGAAAAAGGAGAAGAGGAAGGGGAACCAUUCUGGAUGUCCGUGGCUUCCGUCAGUAGGAGAAUUGUCUAUCGAUUAUUUAAGGAUGAUAUGGAAGAGAAACGGCUGGAGUCCCUUGCUUCCACCCUGCACGACGCCUUUCCAAACGCCAGUCUCCUCUCCUCCUCCUCCUCCUCCUCCUCCCCCUCCCCCUCCUCCUCCUCCUCCUCCUCCUCCUCUGAUGGUGAAGUUCCUGAUGAUAUUUACUCCGAUGUUAUUACGCAUUUUCUUCCAAUUCUACAGAAGCUUCUCCCCAGUGAAAGAGAGGAACUGGAGACUCAACAAAGCGGGAAACAAUAUAAUCUUUUUACUAUCAGCGCUCUCCACCAACUGUGCCCCGUGAUUGACUGGUCUGUUCUGCUUGGCGGGCUCCUGAACCUGACUGUUACGGACGAACACAAUAUCUACGUCCACUACCCUGACCAUCUCUCCAAACUGUGUACUCUCCUGGACAACACAGAGCCCUGGGUCAUCCAUUACGCCCUUCUGACUCUCUACUCCUACGACGUCCUGCAGGAGACUGUUUACGCUACUGAAGGCACGAACAGGGAGGAUUUCUGCCUACAGGCAGUGAAAAGCGUGUUUGGAGAAGUGAUGUCCAAUUUAUAUCUUCACCACAUUGGCAACGAUACACUAGAGAACAUCAAAACCAAGGCGUCAUCUCUAAUGGAUAUUCUGCGGGAGGAGGUGGAAGAGAGCGUGUCCGGGUCGGCGUGGCUGGGACAGGAGGACAAGGAGAAGGUGCUGGAAAGGCUACAUUCGAUGAAACUCAAGGUGGGGGCGAGAGAGAAGCAUUGGGAUAUAGAAUUCGUCAACAAGUCACACGCUGAGCUGAGUUUCCCGCUCAACGGCUCCUUCCUUCACACUGUCCUGGAGCUGUACCGCGCCUUCAGAUAUCAGCUCUACCAACUCCACCACACGCCCAUGGAGAGUGACGACUUCAUUUGGUCGUUCACUGUGCAACCUUAUAUGGUGGAUGCAUUUUACGCGGUGGAUAUCAACAGUGUAGUGUUUCCAGAGGCGUUCUUCCAUCCACCUUUCCACCGCCACAACGCUCCACAUUACAUCAAUUUUGGUUCCACUGCCACAUCAAUUGCUCAUGAGAUCUUCCACGCCCUGGAUUUCUUAGGCAUUCAAUUUGACGAGCGGGGGUUACUGACACGCCCCUUCAGCCAGGCCAUGGUGGAGAGACUGAACAUAACAUCUGACUGCUACCACAACCUGCUUACCGAGAACUUCUUCGAGGUUCGCUACAUGCAUCACACACUCAUUGCAUUGGAGAUCGACGAAGUUAUCACAAAAAACGAGAACAUAGCCGACAUCAGCGGUAUUCAUACAGCAUUUAAAUCGUACCGCCGGUGGGAGGAAGCGCAGGGGGUGGAGCCGCGCCUGCCCGCCCUCCCCCUUAACCCUCACCAGCUGUUCUUCGUGUCAGCCGCCCAGCCUUACUGCAGCGUCAGCACAAUGGUCGGCAACAUUCUCCUCAUGGAACUGGACGAACACCUGCCCAACAAGCUCAGGAUUAACGGGAUGAUGAAGAACAUGCCAGAGUUCUCCCAAGUGUUCAGCUGUCCUCCGACCUCCAAAAUGUUCUCUGAUCAAACCUGCCAUCUGUUCUAACCCAUACCAGUAAUUUCUCCAGCCCACACCUGCCCAUACAUUUGUUUUCUGUUAUGUAAGAGGGGAAACCUGGCCAAGAGCAACGUGAAUCGAAAAAAAAAGGCUCACUUAGCUGCCAGUCCCCUUGCAGGUCCGAGAGGGUUAACCAAAAUAAAGGGAUAAAUGUUUUGAAAUCUCCCUCUUAAAUGAAGUCAAGUUAUAGGAAGCUGGAAAUACAGAAGCCGGUAGGGAGUUCCAGAGUCCACCAGAGGAAAGUAUCUUAAUAAGCCACUCACACUUACAUUUCCUAAGCCAUUCUACACCUGCCACUUUUCUUUUUCUAAGCCACACCUGUUGAUAAGUAAAGACACACCACACCUGUCACGCUUCUUGGACUAAAAUACACCUGUUAACCCAUUCAGUACCAUGGCGCGUUUCCUUCAUUCUAUUUACUAUUUGAUGAUUUUAUACAGCUUCAGAUACUUAUGUGGGGAUUGAAAUAGUGAAGACUCUGGCCAUUAGUCUUCUGACCUCCAUAGACCCUUCCUAAUGUCAAUAAAAUCGUCCAAUCACACCCAAACCCAUGGUGCAAAAUGAGUUCCAGGGGUAAAUGUGUUCUGAGCCACCCACACCUGUCCCUGUGUUCUGUACUUCUGUCCACACACCUGCCCUUGCCUCACACACCUGUAGGUCAGUGAGGUGAAAGGCAAAGAAUGUAAAAAAGAGCAGAGUUGAAUUUGUUGUUAGUUUAAGUUGAUUUGUUUUAUUUUAUUGUUAUUUUUUUUGUUAAUGAACGAUAACCUGUAUUUAUUUAGACCGAGACGCAGGUCAGUGUUGAACGAAUAAAUUAUUUUAAUCCUA